GUGUUUGAUGGUCGGAGGAUGCAAGUUAGAGAGAGAGAGAGAGAGUUUGGCCCAACGCCAAAGGUGGCUCUGUUUCUCAUUUCGACCAUUCUAAGGUACAGGAGCAGAGCGAAACAAGCCGUGCAGAGAGAGAUACAAUUCACGUAUUCUUGGACGGGUCUCCGAUCGAUGUUCUACACCAGCUGACUCUUUGUAGGAUCUGAAGUUUGUCGCCGUUUGAGAACUUCGCGAUCUUCUCUUUCUGGGUUUGGCUCAGAAUCGCAGGAAAGAUUAGAGAGCGGAACCAAAGAUGGGGGUGGAUUAUUACGAGAUACUGAAGGUGGACAAGAACGCGACCGACGAUGAUCUGAAGAAGGCGUACAGGAAAUUGGCCAUGAAGUGGCAUCCCGACAAGAACCCCACCGACAAGAAGGAAGCCGAGGCCAAAUUCAAGCAGAUCUCCGAAGCCUAUGAGGUUUUGAAUGAUCCUCAGAAAAGGAUGAUCUACGAUCAAGACGGCGAGGAAGGCUUGAAGGACAUGCCCCCUCCCGGCAGCAGCGGCAACUCGAGCGGUUUCAACCCCAGAAGCGCGGAAGACAUAUUCGCGGAGUUCUUCGGGAGUAGCCCUUUCGAAUUCUCGUCGCCGGGACCUGGGAGGUCGAUGAGAUUCCAAUCCGAUGGGGGCGGAGGAAUGUUCGGGGGAUUCACCGGAGGCGAGAACAUCUUCCGAUCGUAUAGCGAGGGGGGCAGCCCCGUGCCCCGUAAGCCGCCGCCGAUCGAGAGCAAACUGCCUUGCUGUCUCGCGGAACUGUACUCGGGAUCGACCAGGAAAAUGAAGAUAUCAAGAACAGUGAUGGAUGCCAACGGGUAUGCACACCUACUCAUCCUUGUCCGACAAACCACGGAGACGGAGAUACUGACGAUCGAGGUGAAGCCCGGAUGGAAGAAAGGAACGAAGAUCACUUUCCCCGACAAAGGGAACGAGCAGCCGAACCAACUCCCCGCCGACCUCGUGUUCGUGAUAGACGAGAAGGCUCACGAUGUUUUCCAAAGAGACGGCAACGACCUCAUCAUGAACCACAGGGUGACGCUGGCGGAGGCGAUCGGCGGCACGACGGUGAACCUCACCACGCUGGACGGCCGGGACCUGUCGAUCCCGGUGACGGACAUCGUGAGCCCCGGGUACGAGCUGGCGGUCGCGAGGGAAGGGAUGCCCAUAGUGAAGGAGCCAGGGAACAGGGGAGAUCUGAGGAUCAAGUUCGAGGUGAAGUUCCCGAACCAAUUGACGGAGGAGCAGCGGGCGGGACUCAAGCGCGCUCUAGGGGGUUGAGACGAACGUUAGUACGUACAAAUUAUACACAUACGCACAGCUACAAAGAGGGAAGCACGAACUCGCUCCGGCCAUCGGGAUCUCGACUGGCACGGAACACUGAUCAGAGAUGUUUCAACAUGGGAACAUCCAAUGUGAUCCAUUCCCUAGUUUUUCUUUUCAAUCUCCCCCCAGCUCCCCUUGUGAGGGUAGAGAUGUCAAUUCCUUGUAAUUUGAUCAGAGUUGAACAGUGAUGGUGUGCCUUUUUUUUCGA
Messenger RNA from Eucalyptus grandis, 1562 nucleotides. Its product is annotated as dnaJ homolog subfamily B member 4. The coding region runs from base 290 to 1309 and encodes 339 amino acids. The record is from RefSeq and is a predicted model, not a curated record. Gene Ontology annotation, molecular function: protein-folding chaperone binding. Gene Ontology annotation, cellular component: cytosol. The transcript has 3 exons. NCBI's taxonomy places the organism in Eukaryota, Viridiplantae, Streptophyta, Magnoliopsida, Myrtales, Myrtaceae.